Setaria italica (foxtail millet) is the source of this 1317-nucleotide messenger RNA. RefSeq names its product ribosome quality control complex subunit 2. Bases 202 to 1035 code for a protein of 277 amino acids. The record is from RefSeq and is a predicted model, not a curated record. Lineage: Eukaryota; Viridiplantae; Streptophyta; Magnoliopsida; Poales; Poaceae. The transcript has 8 exons.
CUGGCGCGCGUCGUUCCCUGCCCAGCUGCCCUAGCCGCCGCCGCCGCGUCCCCUCUCCUUGACAUCGACGGCUUGACCACCGUCCAGUACACACCGCGACGCAUCCCCGCCCCGUCGCCGGCCGACCACGCCGCCGCCAUCUCUCGUCCCGCAGAUUUCCCCUAAACCUCACCUGACCCAGAACCCCCGUCGGCGGCCGCGAUGAUAAAGAGGCGCUUCUUCAGGCAGGACCACGGCGACAGUGGCGGCUCCUCCUCGUCUUCCUCCUCAUCGGGUUCGGACUCGGACCGAGACGUGGCGGAAGAGGCAGCAAGCGAUGACGAAGUAGAGGAGCAGCAAAAGGAAGAAGAGGAAGCGGUCGAGGAGGAAUCGGGAGAAGAAGAGGAAGAAGAGCUGAAGCAACAAAUUCAAGAAGAAAGUUCAGGGUACCAAAGUGAGGAAAGCUCUGGGAAUGAUGUUGAUGGUCCAUCUGUAGAGAAAACAGUUGUAGGGCCCAACCGGCAUCCAAAUAGACAUGGACUAUUACCUAUUUUGAUGACAGAUGAUGAUCACAGCAGCCCAAGAGGUGAAGAAUGCGAUGAAAUAAGUUUGCCUGUCAAGAAAUCUUCUGGUGCUAAUGCUGGCUCUGCCAAAAGUGCCGCUAACACAGAUGAUGCUGUUGAGGAAGAUUUUGCUAACUGCAUUCUGAAGUGCAAAUCUGUGUAUAAGUGCAAGCUCUGUCCAAGGAUCAUGUGCCUGAAUGAGGAGAUGGUGAGGGUACAUCUCAAAUCAAAGAGGCAUGCUCGGUCCAAGAAACUACUAGGAGAAGGGAGGCUUAAGCUGAUGCUCAACAGUGAUGGUGAGCUGGAGGAAGAGGAAGAGACACAUGCUGAACGACAUGCUCGGACUAUCGCUCUCGCUAAGCAAGUACAGAAACCAAAGAAGGAUUCAGGUAGGCAGCGGCAAAAUCGGAGAAAGAAGAGGUCUCGGAAUCAUCAGGAGAAGAAACAAGAGGCACAAGGCUCAAAUAAAAAGCAGCGCAAAGCUAAAGGAUGAAGUGGUUUCCGCAGAAAAUGUGCUCAGAUCUUUUUGCUGGUUGCAGCUUCAGCUGCUAUAUGCUCUGAAACUGCUAGUAGUGAGAUCAUUAUGAUAUGCAAAGUAACUUCUGCUUGGUUGUACCUUCUGUUUCAACGAAAGUUGGUUAUAGUUUGCUGAAACUGAAAGAUUGAAUUGAAAUGACGGAAGAGAUAACUCUGCUGUUAGCGCUAUAACACUUUUGAAUCCUUACUGUGAUUUAUCUUAAGUAGUACAGUACAUUGCAAUGGCUAUUUCAAAGAA